Molecule: messenger RNA, 1818 nt
Organism: Fulvia fulva
Lineage: Eukaryota; Fungi; Ascomycota; Dothideomycetes; Mycosphaerellales; Mycosphaerellaceae
Exons: 2
Coding region: 1-1818 (605 amino acids)
Molecular function (GO): thiosulfate-cyanide sulfurtransferase activity
Source: RefSeq, a predicted model, not a curated record
AUGGACGCUUUUGCACUGGUCAUCUACGAGGCGGCACAUAUUCCUGGCGCGCUGAAGUUGUUCCACAAAGCCCUCGAGCUUGCACGCAAUCAGCAGCGUAAAGUCCGCGUCUCAUCCGACUGCGAGUCUGGGGUCAUGCACAAGCACGUCGCCGCCGAUGCAGAUUUCACCAAGUACCCUCGAAACCUGGCGGAGAGCGGAAAUCGCGACGAGAUGGAUGGAUUAAUGAGGUCAGGGGAAGUUGAAGAGCUAUGCUCGGUGCUAUCGCUAGCAGUCAGCAGGCACUUCUUUCUUAUCGUCAACCUUGUUCACAUGUUGGAAAACGCCAAUGCGUAUACGGUUCGUAAUCUGGAGCAGCUACUUCAGGAGACAGUCUUUGACAAGGAGAUGCUGAAGCUCGGGUGGAAUCUGCAGUCCGGCUUCAGGGUGAUCGACCAAACGAUUGAAUACCUCUACCAGACUGCCACUCGUCCCCCAGUAUUCUUGGGCGAGAAGAUCAACGCCGAUGGCACUCGUACUGAGCGCUGGAUGCACUGGGAGUGGAAGAUCAAGAGUGAGCAUCUGAUCGGGGAGCGGCCAGAGAGCAUGAAGUUUCCUCGAGUCUGGAAAGACGUCAACUGUGGGAUCCAUGCCGAUCAGGACUACGACCCUCAGCUUUCCGAUCAGAUCGCCAUGGCAUGUCCAUGCACGACCGGCAAUGUCGACAUCGCAGCAUUGCUGAAUCUAUUCUGUGGCCAGCUCAAGUUCCAGCUGGAUCUUUUGCACUGGCGGCAACAUCGACACCGCAUCAGCUACCAUGACUUCCUACGAACGGAGCUCGACCAAGACCGGCUUUAUUUUAUCCUCAACUGGAUGAAGUCUCGUUGCUACACGGGCGAUGUGCAUCACUUCUGCCAGGAUCUCGGCCUUCCCGAGAUGGGACAGAACGACGAUCAGAUGGCAUACAACGUUGGUGACAUUGCUGGCAUCAUCCUCGCAUUCGAACAGCUCUUCGCAAGCGACGACAAACGCUUCUUGCUCGGCUGUCUGGACAAGUGGGCUCAGGGCAGCGCUCAUAUCAAGGAUCAGGCCAAAUGUGCCAACAGGGCCCUUCCACAUGCGGCACGAACGAUCCAGCAGCAUGCCAAGAAGUCAGCAUUCUCACCUGACAGGACGUUGUACGAGGAUAACCCUAAGCUAUUCAAGAACGAGCCAGUGUACAAGAACAGCAAGGAUGAGUUCUCUCAUGCGCUCAAGUACUCCGUCAAGAGUAGCAUGUCUUGGCUUUCGGACAAGCAGCCAGCUGGUAACCCUGCGAACCUCAGUCCCUGGGAGCACGACCAGUACGCGCUCGUGAGCCGUCAAGUCGAUCAACAAUUGCGCAUGGGCGCUGGUAAGCAUGAUGAGGCCAUAUAUCCAACAUUUCGGGACUACAAGACCGACCUGGUUUGGAAAGAUUCAUCAAUGCCACAGUACGCACGAUCGAUCCAACUGGAUCGUGGGUGCCCGACUCCUGCGCGACCCCGAUCUCUGAUGACUGCCUGCGCCCAAUUAUCCGAGCUAACAGAACAUACGCCGAAGACCUUGUCGGAGUUCCUGCGGUGCCCACGUGCGGCUGGUGCGGCUCCUCCAGCUGGCUUUGGUGCACUCCCCGGUACCUCAAUGGGGCUGCCGAAAGAGCUCAAAGUGGUCAAGACUGGCGGUGCAAGCACAAACCUGCCGGAGAAAUUCAUCUCCGACAACACAAGAACCAGUUCGCCAUCUACGUCCAUGUCGGAAUCCUCCAAGCUAUUGGACGACGCUCUUAACAUUGAUGGACAUAACGACGGAGAUAUCUGA